Messenger RNA from Triplophysa dalaica, 2906 nucleotides. Its product is annotated as annexin A7-like. NCBI's taxonomy places the organism in Eukaryota, Metazoa, Chordata, Actinopteri, Cypriniformes, Nemacheilidae. Bases 1711 to 2346 code for a protein of 211 amino acids. The transcript is spliced from 2 exons. The record is from RefSeq and is a predicted model, not a curated record. Gene Ontology annotation, cellular component: membrane.
GAGAAAGGGUAAUUUCUCUGAGCUAUACUAGUUCUCCCUCCAGGGCUAUAAAUCUCUCUCUCAUGUCAGUACAGUAGCAGUGUGAAUGGAGCUCCUUUGUUUGUUCUGUGUUAGGAAGAUCUCUAUUUUCUUGCUGCUCAUCAGAAGCUGGGGUUCUGUCUGAUUCCUCUAUGGUGGGUUGCUCAUUGUUGGGUUCCAGUUGUAAUCUUCCUUUGAUACUGAGGAAGUUUUUUACGAAAAGUCCUUGAGUGCUUUUCACUACAACUAUCCCUGUUGUUUUGUAGAUGUUAACAUUGAUCAUUGUUACGUCAUCCUCAUUUUUAAUUUUUAGCUGGUAACCCCCACAGAUGCCAAGUGUCACGCUCAAUGCGUGACACUUGAGAGCCCAGCAUCUGUGUCUUUGAAUUGACUUUGUUUGUAAUUUACGAGCGCUUAAAACUUAAUUCGCGUUUGCUGUACACCACACGCGAACAUGCGCGUUCCACAAUCUUUAUUACUUCAUUACUUUAUUCGCAGAAGACGAGAUUGAUGCGCGUUCGCGACAAUCCCACCACCUGCCGCGAGUUCGCAUCGACACGCGUCUUUGCAUUGACUUUGUAUGUAAUUUACAAGCGCUAAACGAGUGAUAGGCUAUGUUCACACCAAGCGCGAACAAUCGUGUUCCACGUUUUUUAUUCCUCGCGAGAAAAGUUUGUUAUUUUGGCUAGAGUGACACGAUCUGACAAGUAUUUGAAACCUUCGCGGGAGUGUGUCAUUCGGUUUGCCUGCAGCGAGUUUGCGUCUAUAUGCAUCUUUGCAUUGACUUAGUAUGUAAUUUACUAGCGCAAAAAGCUUAAUUCGCGUUAGCUGUGAAUCGAGUGUAAUGCUGUGUUCACACCAACGCGAACAAUCGCAUUCCAUAAUUUUUAUUGCUCGCGGGAAAAGUUAGUUAUUGACGCGAUCUGACAAAUAUUUUCAACCUUCGCGGAAGUCCGUCAUUCGCACCGCCUACUGUGAGUUUGCGUCUAUACUCGUCUUUGAACUUACUUUUAAUUUACUUUGCGCAAAACGCUUCAUUCGUGUUGCUGCGCCAUCUGCAGGCGAAAAUGUGUUUGUUUUACUGUAAGUAACAUAUUUUCUGUGAAUGCCAUGUAUUCUCUUGUAAAAACGCUAAACGUGGAUUUAUUUUGAAAUAAUUUUUUAUCAUGUUUUUGAAUACAAACAAAAAUAAAUGGAUCAAUAUAUUUUAGAGAUGGUGUGUUAUUAUGUAUAUUAGCAUAGGUUACAUCAUAAAAGCAUCUGCUAAUGCACAAUAAGCGUUUUCUUUUUAACAAUUUUAUAAUUCAUGAAGUUAAUUGGGAAAUCCAAGGGAUGAUUUUUGAUUAGAUUUAAGCACCAAAACAUUUUUGUAUCAAACCGUACAUAUUUUAAUAUUAUGCACACAGAAAAUUUGCUACAUUUUAGACAAACUCUUCAUAGGUACAUUUACUUUCAUUCAGUUAUACAUAUCAGUACAGAUACGUGACCCAUCUGUUUUAAACUCAGAUAAUAUCAGACUGGAUCUAUGCUGAUCUUUUCAAGACCCAAACCACCGCCCAUUCUUCAUCAUAAAAGUCCAAAGUACAAGACAGAGAAGAGCUUUACGGUAACAGAUCAAACAGAUCACAGUGAGGACUCAGCGGGGCACUAAACACUACUGAGAUCACAUUAUCUCGACUUCUCACUCAAAACAUGUACAAUCAAGGUCCAUCAAUUGGAAGAAUAGAUCCUAUCAACAUAGUUAACAGACCUCCGAGUGACCAGAAUGCAUUCGAGAAAUCAGGAAUACGACAAUUUCAUCCACCACCGUACCAGGAGUACCCUGCGUACCCUAAUGUGAGAUAUCUUCCUCCAGGGAGUUAUCCGGCACCAUACGGGUAUCCGGCCCAGCACAACAGAGCCCCGGGAGGCCCUCCUUUUCCGUACCCAUCAGCGUAUCAUCAGGGACAACAUCCAGGUCAUCUCGGGAUCCCUGUUCAGCCCACGGCUCCAUAUCCAUCAGCGUAUCAUCAGGGACAACUUCCAGGUCAUCCAGGGAUCACUGUUCAGCCCACGCCGUUGUCGACCCCAACGCCACCGAUCAAUCCAAAACCAGAUUACAUGUGUUACUCCGUCUUUACUCUGCUGUUCUGCUGUUUACCUCUGGGUAUUGCUGCUGCCGUCUAUUCGGCCGCUACUCGUGACGCUUACAGUUCCGGGCAGAGAGAAGCGGCCGAGAGAAGCUCUAGGACGGCCUUGAUCCUGAACAACACAGCUCUGGGCUUCGGCAUCACAGUGUAUGUGGUGGCCAUCCUAUGUUUUUUUCUUAUUAAUCGCAACAUCUGGUAAUCACAGAUUUGAAUGAUCGAUAUUUUGUUUUUUUAAUUGAACACAAGGUUACAUAUCGGAAUGAUGUGCAGGAAUCUAAUGGGGAUCCUUUUUCUUUUUAAACAGAUUUUCUCUGUAACAUCUACAUGAUUUUGCUUUAGAUUUCUUUUUUUUAUUCAUGCAUUAUUCAUGUGAGAUAUGCAAAAUACUUCAACCUAAUGCUGUUAAAGUCCCGUGAAGAUUUUCCCAUACAGUUAAAUAUUCCAUUGUUGGAGAUGAAUGUGAAGCCGUGUUUGUUAAUGAUUAAAUAACUGACUGAUUUGUUUCAUUUCCAGUGAUCGUGCGCUGAUGUUAUCUUAAUGUUUUAUUGUAUUGCUUGACUGUAAACGAAACUCAGGUUGCUUUAAUCUGACUUCAGUGUAAUAUAUGAGUGUGUAACCAUAUAAAAUCUCAUCCUUUGACCUUACUGUGUAUCACAGCGACACGUCACAAACUGUAAACAGAACUUGAGACUAACCCCACAUGUGCACGUACAGAACACUGUCUCUGCCAUCAAUGAAAUUAAACAGAGAGCAAAUGAA